Neocloeon triangulifer is the source of this 635-nucleotide messenger RNA. RefSeq names its product loricrin-like. Bases 71 to 550 code for a protein of 159 amino acids. Gene Ontology annotation, molecular function: chitin binding. The transcript is spliced from 3 exons. The record is from RefSeq and is a predicted model, not a curated record. Gene Ontology annotation, cellular component: extracellular region. Lineage: Eukaryota; Metazoa; Arthropoda; Insecta; Ephemeroptera; Baetidae.
CGGCUCAUAUAAAGCGUUCAAGCACUCAGUGGUUGGCAGUGAUUUCCCUUUGUGAUUUACCGCACUCACCAUGAAAGUCUAUUUGGCAAUUGCGUUGUGCUGUGCUUUUGUCGCCGCUGCGGCAGGUGCGGCUGCACCAGCUCGUUCCAAUAAAAUGGGUUAUCAGUUAACUCGUGACCAACUUGGAGGUCCCGGAGGCGGCGGCGGUGGUGGCGCUGGAAACGAGAAUGGUCCAGGCCAAAACGGAGGAAACGGAGGCGGCGUUGGAGGCGGAGAGGGCGGCCAAGGAGGCUGGGGCGGCCCUGUGAGCGAGGGCACCGACGCCGAGUGCGUUGAGAUCGCCAGGCUGGGUUGUCCGGCUGUGGACGGACCCGUGCCAGUGCUGCUGAUCAACCCCUCGGACUGCGGCUCCUUCUGCAUGUGCGCCAACAGUGUGGGCAAAUUCAUGCCCUGCGCCGACGGUCUCCACUUCUCGCAAGCCCAGCAGGUGUGCACCUGGCCCUGGGAGGCCCAGUGCAGGGUCACCAUGAUCCCUCAUCCCGAAGCAUAAGAGUCCGCAAUAUUUUCUUCGUGCGCCCUAAUUGAGUUUUUGCAACUUAUUUGGCAAUUAAAGCUCUCCGUGUUUUUGCAUCCAA